UCCAUGAGGAAGCAGACGCCAUGAUGGCUGCCAGAUCGUGAGGAAGUCCAGUCUCUGCGCGCAAAGUGGCCGGGAUCGCCUGUCCUUCCGCGAUCGCACGUCUGUAGGACAUAUUCUGGGCGAUUGGACACAGCAGCUGGACCUGAGGUAACUUAGGGAGGGCUGAGACAGUGGGUUUUCGCUUCCGGAGGCACCGAAGUUGCGGAGGAGAGAGUUCCGACCCUUGCGGAAGAGCUCGGUGGGGGAAACGAGGUCGUCAGGGCAAGCCGAGGGCACAGCCGGCACCAUGGCCAACACACUCAAAUCCCUGGUCUCCAAGAAGAAGAGGAGAUUUCAAGAAGACGGCUUCGACUUGGACUUAACUUACAUUUAUCCUAACAUCAUAGCGAUGGGGUUUCCUGCUGAGAAACUGGAGGGUGUCUACAGAAACAACAUUGACGACGUCGUCAGAUUUCUGGAGUCCAAACACAAGGGCCACUACAAAGUCUACAAUUUGUGCUCUGAGAGAAGUUAUGACCCCAGUAAGUUUAACCAAAGGGUUGCAGUCUACGCCUUUGAAGAUCACAACCCUCCCAAACUGGAGCUUAUCAAGCCUUUCUGUAACGACCUGGACGAGUGGUUAGCAGAGGACGAGGACAACGUCGCCGCAGUGCACUGUAAGGCAGGAAAGGGUAGAACAGGUGUAAUGAUAUGCGCAUAUUUGCUACACCGAGGAAAGUUCCCUACACCAGACGAGGCCCUCAGAUUUUACGGUCAGGCUAGGAAAAAUGAAAAGGGUGUGACGAUACCCAGCCAGAGAAGAUAUGUGGAGUACUACUGGGACCUGACCAGAUGUGGCCUGGAGUACAAACCCACCACGUUACUACUGCAGUCCAUCUUCAUCGAGACAGUCCCCAUGUUCAGCACCGGCGGCUCCUGUAGUCCUCAGUUUGUUGUUACACAAUACAAUGUCAAAUUGUACACGUCACCUGUAUAUGAGGGUGCAAAGAGAGAAAACAGAGGAUUUAUCCUGGGAGUGUUACCUCAGCCGCUGCCUGUGUGUGGAGACAUCAGAAUAGAACUCUUUCACAAACCUAACAAGAUGAUGAAGAGGGACAAGAUGUGCCACUUCUGGUUCAACACCUUCUUUGUCAGAGAAGGAGACAUAACGGAGCUCAGGAACGGACAGAUCCCGCAUUUACAGGCCUGCAACGUCAUGGAAAAGGAGACGGUGGGUAGCAACGGUGGUUGUUGUGCUCCCAACUGUAUAACAGACAGACUAGCGCCGGGCUGUCGAACACUGGUGCUGACGCUGAGGAAAGACCAGAUCGACAAGGCCAACAAAGACAAGAGCAACAAACUCUUCUCACCCAACUUCAAGGUCACGUGUAUCUUCACCCAACCAGAGGAACCCAAAGCCAAGGAGACCAGUAGAAAUUCCACACAGCCCAAGUCAGACCAGAGGUCCACCGGCAGUACGUCCAGCGCGUCGAGCGACAGCAUCACGCCCGACAUGAGCGACAACGACGUCGACGACGAGAACCUGUCCGACACAGACGACGAGGAGGAGUGGGAAGACGGCCAGCGGGUGACGUACCUUUAGCGGUGUAGCGGGCCAUUGUGUAGUGACUAACGGGCAUGCGGUAGUUGUCCCACCCUGCAUGUACAGAGAUCCUUUAACCUUUCAAUCACACAGCAGAUAUUAGACAAAUAUCAGAGACAAAGGGGGGGGGGGGUAAGGGAAGACCCCAUGUUGUUGUUCUAGCUUGAGAGUAGUCGGUGGUGAGACUAUGGCUAAACAUGAUUUCAAAACAUUAAUACCGUCUGAGUUUUUAAAGAAAUGUUUCCUCCUCAUUUUGUUGUAAAAAUUAUUUUGUGGAUUUUUGUAUUUUGGUUCAGCUACCUUUAGAUGUUAUACAUUUGUAGCUGGAAACCAACCAAAAACCUGUUGUCAUUGUAGGAUGAAGCGGCCAGUGUUAAGAAAUUCGGUCUAAAAUUCCUUUCGUUUAAAAUUCCUUCUGCAUGUUUUGAUCAUCAUCUAAGCUGAAUGCAUAUUUUGCAUAAACAUAAACUUUUUACAGAACACGAAGCAUUAAAGAGUGACAUUGUCACUCGAAACUUCCUUGUACAAAUGUGUCUGUCUGCUCUUCUCACUCAAGAAAUAAAAUACCCAAUCCAUAGUCUCAUUACCUGGAAGAAAUGGUAGUCUACAACGAGUUAUGUUGCAUGGCUGGAACCCCGUUGGAGUAAGUGGAUGAAAAUACACUUCCCACAUUGGUGCUACAUUUCCAGGCCACAUCCUAAUACCGUAUUUUGUAUCAACCAACCAACCAAUCGAGGCUCACAGGCACUAACCAAUCAGAUCCAAGCAUAGGAAAAGAAAAAGGUGCUGACCAAUCAGAACCCAAAGCUUAUGUGUACCAGCCAAUCAGAUCCAAGCAUUGUAAAAUGGUGCUAACAAUAGAACUCAUGGCUGAGGUACUCUAGCCAAUCAGAAGCACAAAAGACGGUCCUGUCCAAUCAGAACUUCUGGUUCCAGUACAACAGCCAAUCGCAUCCUAGAAAACAUUGCUGGACAGUCAGCUUUACAGAUGACUAAUUCCUUCAGCCUUCAAACACUUUUUAAAAUGAAAACAGAUUUAAUGUUGACUUCAGUAGAUCUGAAUUAAGUUCAACAAGUUUCUUUAAUUACACUGAAGAAUCCUCAGGAUGGUCUUUGCUAAUAUCUGCUGUGGAAAACGGGUGUUUUCUUUAUAAAUUUAAUCUUGUAUUAUGGUGCCCCCCUCCCCAGGAAGAAAAAAAAUCAAAUGUUACAAGCAGGAGAUUACAAUUUCUUGGAGGGGUCAGGGUUUGUGUAAAUGUGUUUAAGAAAAGCUUGUGACUCCGACAUUCUUAUGGAAUUACUGUUGUUCAGUACCAAACAAUUGUUCAAAUCUACCGGUGAAUUGUCUACUUGUGCAGAAAAUGUUAUACAAGUAA
Branchiostoma belcheri (Belcher's lancelet) is the source of this 2958-nucleotide messenger RNA. Its product is annotated as phosphatidylinositol 3,4,5-trisphosphate 3-phosphatase and dual-specificity protein phosphatase PTEN-like. Lineage: Eukaryota; Metazoa; Chordata; Leptocardii; Amphioxiformes; Branchiostomatidae. The record is from RefSeq and is a predicted model, not a curated record. Gene Ontology annotation, molecular function: phosphatidylinositol-3,4-bisphosphate 3-phosphatase activity; inositol-1,3,4,5-tetrakisphosphate 3-phosphatase activity; phosphatidylinositol-3,4,5-trisphosphate 3-phosphatase activity. Gene Ontology annotation, cellular component: cytosol; cell projection; nucleus. Gene Ontology annotation, biological process: phosphatidylinositol dephosphorylation; regulation of phosphatidylinositol 3-kinase/protein kinase B signal transduction; protein dephosphorylation.